CCUUUGGAAAGCAGGAGCGUGUCCCCGGGGCGCGUACAGAGCGCUGCCCCUCCAGUCACCGAGUGAGAAGCUGCUGCCAGCUCCUUCUCAACCCUCGUAUCAGAGGGCGGAGUUUCCACUUCCCAAAGGCUGAGAAAGAUACCGUGUUCGCCUCGCCGCCCCGUCUGACCGAGACCGCGGAAGGAAAAGGUGCUAAUCCCGUGAUGCGGACACGCCCUCUGGCGGCGCCUUAAAAGGCCUUGCGAGACGCAACAGGCAGCGACUGCCGGGCUCUUCCGACGGCUGGGGCGCUGGGCGAAGAUGCGGCGGCAGCAGGACGCAAGCCGGGCUGGGUGAUCGACGGAGACGAGGGGAGCGCGGGGAUUUCUGGCUCUCGCUGCGAGAGUGAGGCUGGUUGGAGGUGAAGCCGCCCAGCAGCCGUCGAGACCGGCACCCCGUCCCGCAAAAGGGGCGGCUUGUUUGCGAGAAGAGGCGCCAGGGGACUGAGGAACGGGAGCGAGGGGCUAAAAUUUCGGCGUGUAUGUAUGGAAGGAACAGACCCAAGGCAGGCUGAAAAGAGAAAGCUUGAGACCAUGUAUUCCUCCGUCAACUGUUCCGACCUGGAAUUAAAGUUGUCGAGCCUGGAGCUGUUGGGGAAGCCAGCCUACAAGGAUCUAUGCAACAGCAGCAACCAAGAAGAGGGUUACUUCGACCCCGAGGACCUGAACAUGACGGCAGAGCAGCUCCGAAUGAAGUACUUGGGGCCCCGUCGGUCAGGCUUCUUCAUCCCCAUUUGCACCAUGUACCUUCUGAUUUUUGUGGUUGGUGCAGUGGGUAAUGCCCUGACCUGCCUGGUCAUCAUCCAGCACCGUUUCAUGAGAACGCCCACCAACUAUUACCUUUUCAGUUUGGCCAUCUCUGACCUCUUGGUUCUCCUUCUGGGCAUGCCGCUGGAGAUCUACGAGAUGUGGAGCAACUACCCGUUCCUUCUGGGCACUGGCGGCUGCUGCUUCAAGACUCUGCUCUUUGAGGCUGUCUGUUUUGCUUCCAUCCUCAACGUGACGGCGCUCAGCGUGGAGCGGUACAUUGCCGUGGUCCAUCCACUCAAGGCUAAGUAUGUGGUGACCAAGAACCAUGCCAAGAGGGUCAUUGCCACGGUCUGGGUCUUGUCCAUCAUCUGUUCUAUCCCAAACACCAGCCUGCACGGUAUACAGACUCUCUAUGUGCCAGCCCGGGGCGUAGUCGCCGAUUCCGCCACCUGCACUCUGGUGAAGUCCCGCUGGAUGUACAACCUCAUCAUCCAAGUCACGACCAUCAUCUUCUUCUUCAUGCCCAUGGGGGUCAUCAGCAUCCUCUACCUUCUCAUCGGCUUGCAGCUGAGGAAGGAGAAGAUGCUGGAUGCUCUGGAGGCUAAGUCAGGGAGCAUCUGCGACUACCAUAACAUCCGCCUCCAGCAGAAGAAGGCCAGGAGGAGGCAGGUGACUAAUAUGCUGUUUGUGCUGGUGGUUGUCUUUGGGAUCUGCUGGGCUCCUUUCCACACAGACCGGUUGGUCUGGAGCUUCAUCACCCAAUGGACGGACCACAUGCUGCACAUGUUCCAGUAUGUCCAUGUCAUCUCAGGCGUCUUCUUCUACCUGAGCUCUGCCGCCAACCCCAUCCUCUACAACCUGAUGUCCACGCGCUUCCGCGAGAUGUUCAAAGAUGUGAUGUGCCACAGGCGCUUCCAGAAGCUGCGAUCCCGCAAGCAUUCGCCCAGCAGCACCCGCGUCACCAUGCGCAGCACAGUCUCCGAGCACAUCGCUGGGGGCAACGGACAGCCGCUGUCUGACUUGGAGGAGUACAAGAUGGAUCCCGAGAGGGAAAAUGUUGAGGAGUGUGAGGGCCCUUUCCUCUGACCGGCUGGCUGGACUCACAUAGGAGAGCAUAAGCUUUUUGCUUACGCUAUAAGUCACCAUGAACAUUGACGGCAUUGUAUAAAUCAUGCAUUGUAAGCACCAGUGGAGCCUGCAUUCAUUCCUGGUUGUCUCUGACACUCAGUGUAGGCUUUACCCUCAGGAGCUCACCAGUGCCCAACGGUGUUAUGAACUGAGGGUCAUAUGUUUUGUAAGAGGUACAAAUCGAUGCCUUUCUUGGCCUGUAAUUGUAAGAUAAAAAUGGGGGCAGGUGAAAGGGAGCCUCGUUCAUGGACUCCGUAGUUCUCUUGCACUUUUCAAAUGGCUAGUUCUGGUACCUUCUUCAAAAUGGCAGCUGUAGAAAGGGUCGAGCUUAAUACUGCUUUCAAACUCAUGAAUGACAAGGCACUUGGUGAGAGUUUCUAGAAAGUUCUGUGAAAAUAGGAAGUGUGGGAACACGUGGGAUCGAAUUCAGGGGAAGGGCUCUUCAUAUUUCAAGUCCCACACACUUGGUGUGGCUCUCAAAUUGUACCAGUUUUCUUAUUGGGGAUGCCAGCGGCUACUGGGUCCUGAAUUUGUACCACAUAUUGAAGCACAUCCUUGAACUUGA
This is a messenger RNA of Rhineura floridana, 2481 nucleotides long. It is a transcript of the gene NMUR1, whose product is annotated as neuromedin U receptor 1. The coding region runs from base 525 to 1874 and encodes 449 amino acids. The transcript is spliced from 3 exons. Lineage: Eukaryota; Metazoa; Chordata; Lepidosauria; Squamata; Rhineuridae. Gene Ontology annotation, molecular function: neuromedin U receptor activity. The record is from RefSeq and is a predicted model, not a curated record. Gene Ontology annotation, cellular component: plasma membrane. Gene Ontology annotation, biological process: G protein-coupled receptor signaling pathway.